This is a messenger RNA of Zasmidium cellare ATCC 36951, 612 nucleotides long. RefSeq lists its product as uncharacterized. NCBI's taxonomy places the organism in Eukaryota, Fungi, Ascomycota, Dothideomycetes, Mycosphaerellales, Mycosphaerellaceae. Bases 1 to 612 code for a protein of 203 amino acids. The record is from RefSeq and is a predicted model, not a curated record. Gene Ontology annotation, biological process: macroautophagy; protein modification by small protein conjugation; protein lipidation. Gene Ontology annotation, molecular function: Atg12 transferase activity. Gene Ontology annotation, cellular component: intracellular anatomical structure. The transcript is spliced from 2 exons.
AUGUCGAUCUCGAGCGAUGAGUUGAAGAGGGGACUGGUCGUGAUUCAGGAGGAAUGGCAGCAGGUGGACGAAAAGUCGGGAUGGAAUGAGUACGAUACGACGUUUUUGAGAAUUACGAGGUCUCUGAGUUCUUUGGCGAACACAUUCGACGUGCCACAAACUGAAGAUGAGAUUAAAGAAGACGACGAAGAGGCGCUGGUAGACAAGACGCCAAGAGAACUUCUCGUUGUCUACGACAUCGUCCAUUCGCAGUCCUAUCAGGUCCCGGUUCUCUACUUCAACUUCAAGAACACAUCCUCUGGGGGGAAACGUUCGAUUGAAGAAAUCUACCAGAUGCUCGUUCCGAACGCUCACGGCACAUCAAUGCAGGCCGUGGGACAGCUGGGUGCCAUUACCCUCACAGAGCACCCUAUCACUGGAAUUCCAUCCUACUUUGUACACCCAUGCAGAACGCGGGAAGCGCUGGAGCCUGCCCUGCAAGGAAAGACGGUGAAGCCAGCUGAAUAUGUGAUGCUCUGGCUUGGAACCAUCGGGUCGAGUGUUGGCCUGGAUAUUUCCCUGCCGCUCGCGAUGAGACUUGGACGUGAGGGCCUGGUCGCGCAGGGCACUUAG